Molecule: messenger RNA, 1592 nt
Organism: Myxocyprinus asiaticus (Chinese sucker)
Lineage: Eukaryota; Metazoa; Chordata; Actinopteri; Cypriniformes; Catostomidae
Gene: ankrd49
Product: ankyrin repeat domain 49
Exons: 3
Coding region: 88-750 (220 amino acids)
Molecular function (GO): protein binding
Source: RefSeq, a predicted model, not a curated record
AGUGCCUUAGCUUAACCCCUUAGUAUUCUACCAAAAAAGCUGCGUUCAUUGUGCUCAACGUGAACAAGGCUGGAAGACGGCUCAGUGAUGGAGUUUCCAGAGGGCUUUAACCAGCUCGACCUGCUGGAGUCUCAUGGCCACAUGAUCCCAGUGGGGACGAAGAGUGGCUGGGAUGAAGAUGAAGAUGAUGAGGAUGAGGAGGAAAGCUGCCACACUGAGGAGUGGUAUCAGCAGCAAGAGCUCAAAUUACAAGAAACCCCCAAUGAACUGAUAUUAUGGGCUGCUGAGAGGAAUAGAUUGGCCACUGUAGAACAUCUAAUUGCGUCGGACCCCACCCUUGCUAAUUGUCGCGAUAGUGACGGUUACACCCCUUUACACCGUGCUGCCUAUGGUGGCCAUUUUGCUGUGGUUUCAGCCCUUUUGGACGCUGGAGCAGAUCUUCACGCAAGAACAACUGAUGAUUGGACACCUUUACAUAGCGCCUGUCGCUGGGGUCACACCACAGUGGCUUCCUGUCUUUUGCGUCGGGGAGCAGAUGUCAAUGCCAUGACAAUGGGCCGACUCACACCACUGCAACUGGCGGCAGGAAAUGCCGCAGCGGAUCAGACGAUUGAGCUAUUGUUGGCACAGCGCACCCUACAGGCAGGACUGAAAAAUAGUGCAGGAGAGACCGCUUUUGACAUCGCACACCGCACAAGUGCACAUCACAUGCUGUUUGAGAUGGCAGAGCCUUGUAAUAACAUAUACUGACUCAUAUAUAUGUUCAGCGUUCAACUUCAACAUCAAGCUUAGAAAUGUAUUUCACAUUGUAAAUGUGAUGUUAUGUUUUCAUAUGCUUUCAGCGUGAAGGUUCACAACAAUAUGUAAUUAUAGUCAUUGUCCAGUUAAGCAUGUUGUGUGCAUCUAAGCAUGUGCUGUAUUUUGAGAAUGUUAUCUGUGAUUUCAAACUGGCUUGUACAAUUGCAGCUCUCGAAUUCUGAAGAUGGCACAAUGUUCCCUGUUGGCAUUAUUCAUGAAUUAUUAUUUAAUAGCUGACUGUUUGUUUGUAAUAAUGACACAUUUGCAUGGAGGAGCAGCACCAUGACAACGCAAAAUGGAGUGUAUGAAUGUAUGCAGCACUCAUCUCCACUAGUGUCUUAAAAAAACUCUUAAUUGAAAUUAAAGCUGUCUUGGCUUCACCAGGUUAGCCGACAAAUAACUUGGACAUGAACUUUUUAAAAAACAAAACAUCAAGAUUUAAUGUAUGUGCAUGUAAAUAUGUGUAGGGGAGAGUGGAGUUAUAUGUCAUGUUGAUGUGUUGUCCCUUAAAGGAAUAUACCAGUUUCAAUACAAGUUAAUCUCAAUCAACAGCAUCUGUGGCAUAAUGUUGAUAGGUUUAACCCUUGUGCUGUGUUCAUUUAACCGGCCCACUAAGAUUGUUUAUAAAUCUCUAAUAUUGCAUAUAUUAUCACAAGAUAUUGCUUUAGACUGUUUAAUCAACUUUUUUUUUUUUUUGUAAUUACGACAGGUUUUUUAAAUACAUUUUAAAAUAAAUUUUUAAUGAUAUAAGGAUUUUAUUGAACUGAGCUCGGGCUUGUGUCAGGCACUCCCUG